Nothobranchius furzeri (turquoise killifish) is the source of this 3534-nucleotide messenger RNA. It is a transcript of the gene adm2a, whose product is annotated as adrenomedullin 2a. Gene Ontology annotation, biological process: regulation of systemic arterial blood pressure; positive regulation of heart rate; adenylate cyclase-activating G protein-coupled receptor signaling pathway. Lineage: Eukaryota; Metazoa; Chordata; Actinopteri; Cyprinodontiformes; Nothobranchiidae. The record is from RefSeq and is a predicted model, not a curated record. Gene Ontology annotation, cellular component: extracellular region. Gene Ontology annotation, molecular function: hormone activity.
UUAAAUCCAGGCCUGCACUGUUUCACACUCAGAGUUGGGCUUGACCAACAAGACUCCAUUUAAAAAGACCUUUGACUGAACCUUCCCUCUAUUUCCUACACGUUAAAGGUUUCACCUGGAAUCUCCAGUUUGUGAAGUUUUUGUUAUUUAUUUAUCCAUCAAAUAAUUUCCUCCAUCCGUUGCUGGGACUGAAAGCCCGUGAGGUUGUCCCCUCCUUCUCAGAGAGAGAGGGUGUAGCAGAGCUGAAGCUGACCCGGAGAUGCGGUCCUUUCUCCCGCUCGCUGUGUGUUGCAUCAGCCUGGUUUCCCUCCAGCAGCUGUCGGCUCUCCCGCCCGGGGAGCUACCUGACGGGAACAGGCUGAAUGUCCUCAACAAACUCCUUGGCCAGAAAGAAAAGGUCUCUUUUUCUCCCGAAAGUGAAACUAAUGACCUCACCACAUCUCCACCGCUCAACCAAGAACCAGAAUGGCUGCCUGGAUUUCUGAGACACCCUGCAUCAGGAGGGAAGACCGCCUCUUUUGGCCCUGCCUGGGCGCAGCUUGUUGAGGUUUCACAGAUGAAGCAGAGGCAAAAGAGAUCUCACGGCCAGACGCACUCACGAGGCGGUCACCAGUACCCUAAAAAUGGCCAGCUGAUGAGAGUGGGUUGUGUUCUGGGUACCUGCCAGGUCCAGAACCUCAGCCACCGUCUGUAUCAGCUCAUCGGCCAGAGCGGCCGAGAAGAGUCAUCGCCCAUCAACCCCAGGAGCCCCCACAGUUUUGGAUGAGCUAGCCUAGAACACCUGCAGCAAGUCUAUCUAUUAUUUUAUUUAAUUAUUUAUAUCUUAAUGUGUUAUGUAUUGUCAUUGCCAUGGAGAUUGAUGUAGUCCACAACUUAGGAGUCACUCACCUUAGAGUGUGUGGUGCCGCUGCUGUUGAAACUCCACCGAUGGAUUUAAAAAUUGGACCAAAUUUAAUCUGAGAUUGCCCAACAUCCUGAGAAAAUCACACUUUUCAAGGAAGCUCCAAAACACCCAAAAGGGCCUCAAGACGACAUUCAGAUCCUUUUUAGUGGAAGAGUCAGUCUCCGGCACCGUCCAGUGGCCUCGUCCUGCCAGCCAACUAACCUCUUCAGUGUUUGUUAUCCUUCAGCUCCUUGAUCAAACACUUGAGCCUUUAAUGUGGAUUAUGAGCUGCACCAUGAGCUGGAGCCUUGUCAACAUCAGUAAAUUCAUAAAUACCUUUUGAAUAAUCCAGUGAAACCCUUUUACCUUCUCAUUUGUGUGGACUGUGCCAUCCCUGCAACCUUUUACAAGUGUUCAGUAAAACUGGGAAUUCGUUGCUCAGAAUGACUUAAUGUUUUACUUUACUGUGAAGAAUUGCAACAAAAUCAAACCACCAGAGUCAAGAGCAUGGAGCGUUUUGGAAGGAACGCAGACAGAGUAUCAGUUUGAGUCAGAGUGGUUUGUUGGCGGACACCGUUGGUGGAAAAGUGGACCUUGGAGCCUCAGAUCACUGGUUACAGUGCUUUCACCUUUGUCUGCUGGACUGAAAUAUUAGCCUUUUCACGUUAUUUACAAGUUAUGCCUGCAAGUCAGGACUCUGGAUUUAUUAAACCCGUGCCACUUAAAUAGAGUCUGAGCUUUUCAGGAUGUUGCUGCACAAAUAUGCACUCAAACAGAUUCGGCUAUACUUAUAAAAUGGUUGUUCCACCAAAGCUCAAAGAGAGUCUAAAUUAGGAAGAAAAUGUUAUUGUCCCAAUCACCUCCAGCAAAUAUAGAAUUAAGCAGAAUUUCUUUGACUGAGGUAAAUUGUUUCAGUAAAACCCUCACAAAGAGCUAGAGUGCAUAUUUAUAAAUAAAUGUGUUCUCCUUACUGCUGUCUUUCUGUUUUUUUGUUCUUUUUUUUACAGUUUAGUAAAAGUCUUUUGUUUACCUUACAUGUUUCAGCUAGUAGCUCUAGCCAUCCUCAGAGAUAGCUACUAGCUUAAACAUGUAACGUAACAAAGAACUUUUACUAAACUGUGUAAGAAAAGAACAAACAAAAAAGUGAAUUAUGGACUAAAACAAGGUAUGAACGCAAAAAAGUGUUGUCUUUCUGGCCUAAGAGAUGUCGAGGACUACAUUUUCAGGAGUUUAACAUUGAAACAAGUUUUCCUCAGCAGGUGCAGAUGUAAUGAUGCUGUACGAGCUAACAAAUGCAAAAGCCCGUUCUGUUUUACUGUUACAAUGUGUGUUUUAAAUGAGAGACCACGGUGACCAAAAUGUUAGGUGGAACUGUGCUUUUUUUCAGAUAUGAGCACAAAAUGCCGUAGCACCAGCAACCACAGACACCACAACAUCUUGUUGGGUUCUAUUCGUGUCCAUCCCUGAAAAUGGUGGGCAGACGACGGACUAAAAAUAUUUUAGUCCCAUUUUUCUUUGUCUGGCCGAGGUUGAUGAAAAUGUGUUAAACUACACCCACAAAGGAAUUGUAUUUCUCUCAUUUUCAAAGGUUAAAACUAGACAUGGUGUACUUUAAGGUUUGUUUAUAAUUCUUAACAACUUAUGUUUUGCUUUUAAAAGUUAGAUCAUCCUGACAGAGCAUUGGUUUAAAUUCACCAAAUACCUGGUAAUACUUGACAAAUGGAGUGACUUUAUGUGACAUUAUUAUAUAUUUUUUGUCUUAUUGUCUUUUCUGCCCUGGCUUUAGCCGUGAGAGGUCACAUGGUGAUGAUAGUCAGUGAUUUCCUCGGUCUUAAGUCUCAUCUGUCCAAAGGCUUGCUGAGGUGAAUCGUUUUAUUUCCUUCUGCUGUAAUGGAGCUGACUGAUGUCUUGUGACGGAUCAUUAAAACGCUAAGAAAAAGAAAUCCCUCUACUUCUUAAAUAUAUUCCACCCACACAAAACGUGUGUGAGCAGGUGUUAGUUCUGCUGGUCUAUCAGGAUGCUUAUCGUCUCUUGUUUGAUCUGUGUUUCAGACCAUUGUGCUACCCUUUUAAAAAAAUGUAUUUCAAGUUUUGUUGUGUUUUUGAAACGUCAGGCUCUGCGUCAUGUGAAGUCAUGUGAGCAAACGUUUUUGAACGUCAGUGCCUCGUAAAAAAAAACAGAUUUCAAGGCUGUCCAUCGCAAACGCUUGCAGCAAUGUUUCUGUUAGCUUCUCGGCAGCCUUUUUUUUUUUUGCUGAUUUCACAUUAGAGAGUCCCAGGAUUCUUUAUAGGGUCACAGGAAAGCACUUUAAUGCAAAGAAUAUUGAAAGUUUGUGGUAACUUGAAUUUUGCCCGUUGUGUUGAACUUGUGACUGACAGGAUGAGGUCUCCUGCUGUAAACGUGUCUUUGAAGAUGUUGGUGCACUCCAUCGAGUACACCUGUGAGUAAAUAUUAAGUCAAUGUAUUUAAAGAGAAUUAUCUAUUUAAGUAUUUAAGUUAUCUUUGUAUGUUAUAUAUAUAUAUGAAUGUCACUAAAUAGGAUUUAUCUUGUUUAUUUUCACUGCUCCUUACUUGGUAGGAAAGGAGUUUUUAACUGUAGGUAAAAUGUUAUUAUUGUUUGACCAUGUUAAAAAAAUAAAAAUAUGUACUG